AUGCCUCCCACUGAGGACACGAGCUUUCGAGUGGCGAUUGUGUGCGCUCUCCCCCGUGAGGCUGCUGCUAUGUCUUUGCUCUUCGACGAACUUUGGGACGAAAUGAGCGACGACGGAAAAGGCACAGAGCAGAAUACAUAUGUCACCGGUCGCAUCGGACAGCACAAUGUCGUCCUGGCCACUUUACCUGGCAUGGGCACAAUCCAUGCGGCAAGAGUUACUGUCAAACUCAGAGGAAAAUAUAGAAGAUUGAGGCUAGCACUUCUCGUUGGCAUCUGUGGCGGUAUGCCUCGCAUCGCGAACCAGGACGCCUUUCUUGGAGAUGUAGUGAUCAGCAAAUCUGUCGUCCAAUACGAUUACGGCAAACAAUACCCUCGCCACUUCAAAAUCAUGAAGUACGUUGAGGACAGUCUCGCAAGUCCUUAUAUGGAAAUACGAUCAUUGCUUGCGAACAUUGAAGCGGAAAUGGUCGAUCGGAGACUAAAGCGUGCUGCUACAGGCCAUCUGAAACAUUUGCAAAACGCCGCGAAGCAAGACAAGAAUAGCGCCAACUAUCAAUAUCCCGGAGCGGUGAACGAUAAGCUGUAUCCCUCCGAUUACCAUCACAAGCACAGGAAGUCAUGCAGCGAAUGCACCAGCCAUCCAACUGCCAUGUGUAUACCAGCCCGCAAGGCCUCUUGCCUCGAUCUUGAGUGUGAUCCCUCUCGAUUGGUCCAACGGCGUCGGGUUUCGAAUCUUCCUGCAGGUGCAGACUACGUUCCGCAACUCUUCAUGGGUCGAAUUGGUUCAGCCAAUUGCGUUGUAAAAAGUGGCACAGAUCGCGAUAACUUCGCUACCAGGCAUGGUAUCAUUGCAUUUGAGAUGGAAGGCGCUGGCAUGUGGGACACUAUACCUUGCAUUGUAGUCAAGGGAAUUUGUGACUAUGCUGAUAGUCACAAAAAGAAAGACUGGCAAGACUACGCCUCAGCUACAGCCGCUUCCGUUGCUAAAGCCAUCGUGGAGCGCUAUCCGCUGGGUGAUAGUGAUGCAUCGUCAGCUCCUCUAGGCGGUAUGUUAUGGUUCUCUCCUUAUGAUACAAAGCUAACUUGGAUAGACUUGCGUGGUGCCAACCAGCGUAGCGUCGCUAGCAAUUCUGCUGGUGGUGGAACGUGGGUUAAUCAGGGUCACGCGACAUCCAUGCCUGGCCCUGGUCAAGUUCCAGGAGAGUACGACCCCAGAGAUCCCUCACGUUUUCCAGUCCGACGGUAG
Fusarium subglutinans is the source of this 1248-nucleotide messenger RNA. RefSeq lists its product as uncharacterized. Gene Ontology annotation, biological process: nucleoside metabolic process. The coding region runs from base 1 to 1248 and encodes 415 amino acids. The transcript has a single exon. The record is from RefSeq and is a predicted model, not a curated record. Gene Ontology annotation, molecular function: catalytic activity. NCBI's taxonomy places the organism in Eukaryota, Fungi, Ascomycota, Sordariomycetes, Hypocreales, Nectriaceae.